Molecule: messenger RNA, 5087 nt
Organism: Sus scrofa (pig)
Lineage: Eukaryota; Metazoa; Chordata; Mammalia; Artiodactyla; Suidae
Source: RefSeq, a predicted model, not a curated record
GUCGGUGGGACGGGAGGCGGGAGGUGGGAACGGGUCCCACCCUGGCCGCGGGACGGCCGGCAUGUCGGGGGCUGGCCGCUGGGCCUCUCUACUCCUAUGCCUGCUUCAGUCCGCUCCAGCCAGCACCUGCUCUUCAGCUCAGACCGGCCCAUGUCAAGACCCGCCAGGAGCUCCAGGCCUCAUGAUCUCUUUCUCCCCCAGGGAGGCUCCACCUGGCCCCUCCCCAGAACGUGACGCUGCUCUCCAGGGACUUCGCUCAGCAACCCCUAAACGGUGGCAAAGAGUGAAAAUGUGUGCAAGAACCAAAGAGCUGGUGUGUUCUCUGAUGUGCCUGGAGAAACAAGACCUGUGCAACAAGUUCAAGGGGCGCGUGCAAGCAGUUUCUCCCAGCGCCAGGUCCCCCUGGGUGGAGUCCAAGUCCAUGGAUUACCUUUUUGAAGUGGAGCCGGCCCCACCAGUUCUGGUAUUCAACCGGACAGAGGAGAUCCUCAGCGUCAAUGCCACAUACCAGCUACCCCACUGUGUGCCCCAGCCCGAUCUGAACUAUGAGGUGGAUUUCUGGAAGGAGGGGACCAGGAACAAGACCCGAUUUCCAGCCACUCCCCAUGGCCAGCCAGUCCAGAUUCCCCUCCAGCCAGCCACCCACGGACCCCACUGUCUCAGCGGCAGAACCAUCUACACCUUCGGUGACCCUAAAUACAGCAAGUUCUCCAAGCCUACCUGCUUCUUCCUGGAGGGCCCAGGCCCCAACUGGGCAUUCCUGGUUCUCCUACCAUUUCUGCUGCCGCUGCUGUUGGUCAUUGCCGCAGGGCAUGUGAUCUGGAAGAGCGUCACAGGAAACUACUGGUUUCAGCAGGCAAAGAUGCCACAGGCCCUGGACUUCCCAGGACACAGACCCCCUGGGGCAACCUUUCGGUCCAGUGGCCCAGAGUGCCUGGAUGACUUGAGCCUCUGUCCCCAGAAGGAACUGGCUAUAAGGGUCAGGCUGAUGCCUAGAGUCAGGGCCCCAGCCACCAUCCAGGCAAGAUCAGAGAAGAACAGGGCUGAGGAGGAGAAGAAUGAGGAGGGGGACACAGACGAGGACACAGACGACCAUGUCAUCUUCCAGCCCUACAUGGAGCCACCCCCCCUCCUGGGGCUGGAGCACCAGACCCCGUGCCAUGCUGAGGCAGGAGGGCCCCAGUCACCUCUGGUCCAGGUCGAAGGCUCCUCUGUUUGCAAUUCUUCAGACAGAAGCUGGGCCAGCACUGCGGGCUCCUCCCCCUGGGAUGAGGCUGAGUCCUCGGGCUAUUUGGCCAAGAAGGGGCCAGGCCGAGGGCCAGAUGGGGAGGAGUGCCAGAAGCCUCUGCCACCACCGGAAUUCUCCGAGGACUUGAGUUCCCUGGAAGAGCCCCCCAAAGACAACCUCUCCUGGGCCAGCUGGGGCUUCUCAUCACCACGGCUGAACCUGGUCCCCAGGGAGCCCCCAGUUUCUCUGCGGACACUGACCCUCUGCUGGGACAGCAGCCCUGAGGAGGACGAGGAGGAGGAGGAAGAAGAGGGUGGGAGCGAAUCGGAAAGCGAGGACAGCGGUGCUGGCACCUGGGAGACUAAGAGCCUCGAGAGCACCGAGGUCAGAGGUAGGACACUGGGGCAUUACCUGGCCAGGUGAGCCAUCCCCUGGCUUCCAGUCAAGUCUGGUGUUACCACGUUUCCUGGGGACCUAACUCACCACAAAGACUUGAAAUCCCUGGAGCAUCAUCGCCGGGGUGACAGAGGGUUCUUGCAGCACUUCGGGGAGCCCCAGCUGGAGGCUGUCUGCCAGGCUGAGCCAUCAGAAGCCACCUGUCCUAUGACCUGCCAGCUUUGGGCUGAGCACCAGGAGGGGUAGAGACGCGGAUGGGCUGGGGUCAGAUCACCCCACUGUCCCCGGGGUGACAGGCCGGCGGGAAGAGUCAUCCCUGGAUGACACUGCACAGGUGAGGUCAGAUCACAGUGGACAUGGACGGCUGAUGGCACAAGGGCCAUGUGGAUAUGGGAAGGGAGGAAAUUUGGAGGCACAGCUGGUGUAGCAGAGACUCACUCCUCCCUCCUGCGCCUGCAUGGUUCCCUCCUCUCCGAGGCUCCCGUGUCCUGAUUUAGGAGUCCCUAGGGUGGGUCAGUGAAAAAAAAGUCCAGGCUGAGGGUGUCAGGGAGGAAGGGGAAGGGCGUGGUCAUGCAGAUCCCCGUCUCUGAGUGACGGAUCCCAGUUCUUCACAACACACAGAGCUGGGUCCCGAUCCAGCUCUGCUCUUUACCGGCUGUGUGGCCUUGGAGGAAACACCUUCCUUCUCUGUGCCUGAGUUUCCUCUCUGCAGCCACCUGGGGCGUGGCCAGGGUUCCGAGAGACGUGAGUGUGAUGCGCUGCCUGCCAUGCCUUUGGCACUGGCCACAUGGUGGCUGGGAGGCUCCCCCCUUCACCCAGGCUCUGAGGGGACUACCUGUGACCCUAAGCUCAGAGUGUCUAGAAGCAUCCAUCUGUCAGCUCCCCACCGCCAGUCUACCUCCUGCCUCCCGCCCUCACUGUCCCCGCCUCCUGGUCAGGAAACUGAGCUCUCAGAAGCAGGAGCCCAGCCAAGGGGGACCCUGGUCUCUCUCUCCCUGUUCCCAGCCAAGAACGAACCAAAUAGUCCAUUUUCCAGGGAGUCUGAUGAUUGGUGGUGGGGUAGCAACCCAGCAGGGCGUUGGACCCCCCGGCCUGCAAUCCCCAUCUCAGCACUUUAGACCCUUUGGUUGACCAUUGCGUUCAUAAAGAGGCCUAUCUCCCCUUCUGGUUUUGAGAAACCACUGCCUUCUAGGAACAGGUGACUCUUCUUCCCUGGAGGUAGUGAUGGAUGUUCUCCAACAGCUCCCUUGUUCACCGACAGGCACCAGUAUAUGGAUGAGCAUAGCUGGGUCUCCGCCCAUUAGGCCAAGCUUCUUGUCAGUUUUGUGGUCCAGCAGGGAUGCGACUAAUCCUUGGCUCUGUGCCCUGGGGUCUGCCAUGGCACCUGCCAGGAGCUAGGUGUCUCUGUGGAUGUAAAAAGCAUCUGCAUAGCCGUUUUAUCCACAGGGCUAUAUUGUUUGGAAGCCAACAUGAGGGUACUGCCUUAAGUGAGAAUUGUGGAAAAGCUUCCCCAAGGGCAUCUGGUCCAGGGAUUCCCAAGCUGUGUUCUCAAAAGCCUCGGGCUUCAUAGGAGGUGCCUCAAUUUCAGGGAGAGCCAUGGUCUAUAAGAUCCCCCCAAGUUCAACCAGAGUGACCUCCCUGUAAAGCUGAGCUUAGGAGUUUCCACUGAUAAAGAAAAGGUCAGCAACACCAUCCCCCUGCUUUUUUUUUUUUUUUUUUCCUUUUUUGGCUGCCACACAGCAUAUGGAGUUCCCGGACCAGGGAUCAGAUCCUAUACUGCAGCUGUGGCAAUGCUGGAUCCUCUAACCCACUCUGCCAGGCCAGGGAUCAAACCUGCAUCCUUGGUUCUGCAGACACCACUGAUCCCCUUGCACCACAGAGGAAACUCCAGCAAAUCCGUUUUUAACUUGAACACCUAUCUUUUGUUUCCAAAGAAGAAGCUGAAAUGACUUGUGUAUGUACCUAAGGGUGAGAUCUUUGGUCCUAGGUCCACUGGGCCAACCCCUCUCCCCUCGGUCAUAUCAACACAGUGCCAAGGUCUCAGCAAUGGUGUCCAAAGGGCAUUAAGCUGGCAGGAAGCCUGCGCCACUGCUGGGACUCACACGCAUACCCAUGCACAAGCCCAGGAGGCACACGUGCAUUUCUGCAGGGGUUUCCCUGCCAUGAGGCUUGUCCACAUCCACCGUUGAGUGCAGAGGAGGAAGAACUCACAGACCCCAGGGAGCUGGGGAAGGCUGUGGCUCGGGGCCAGUUCCCAGGAUGAUAACCAGACCAAGCCCGAUGUCCUUUCUAGAACCAGCUGAACUGCUGUGUGCAGGUAAUUCAAAUACCUCAAAGCCCUCAUGAUUGCCGUCUAGGCCUGUGUGAAGGAAUGACUUUCUUUCUUGUGUUUUUCUUAAGCAGUUUUUCCAAAGCUUCGUUUCUGACGUCGGCUAUUUCUAUUCAAAGUUCCAGCUCCUUUCUCGCCAGGCAGUCAUAAACACAUAAGCUGUGAGAACCACUAGGAAAGAGCAUGCUAAUCAGUCUAUUCAUUUGUCAAGUGUGCUCUGCAUUGAACUGUUUACAGAGGCCUUUCAUGUGCCCAGCAGCCAGGAACUGCAUGGCUCAAGUUCCAGGGCCACCGUGAAGGACAUCAGGUGAAUGGCCGGUGAUGCCCUGGAUGAAAGCCACGUUACCAUGCGUGAGGGUACCGAGAAGAUUAUAUAUUGUUCUUAGAUAUUUGUAUUUAUUUCUAAUUUUAUGUGUAUAUCAUAUUUAAAUAAUUGCCUAUUGCUUGUUGGGACCUACCCUAAAUUUUUAAAUAAAGAGCUCUAUUUUUCAAGAAAAAAAAAAAUGGCAGAAUCCAAUGGAUCCUGUGAAAAAGGAUCUUUUCCAAUCUUAGGUUUCAAAAGCGCCUCACCGCUCAUCUGGCUGUUAAGACUACAAACGUCCUGGAUUGUGUCCCCAGCAGCAGACCCAGAAACAAAGACUGGGGGCAUAAAGCAGGGCAGCCGAGGUAGGAGGUCGAUGGGCCCCUGGGCCGAGAACAGCUGGGACCUGUCAGACGGAGUAAACUGGAGCUCGUUUCUCUUUGACACAUUCAGGGAGAAAGUUGCUGGCAGGAGCUGAGCUCUGCUGGAGGAGAAAGAUAAGAUGACCACUUCAAUCCCUCGUGAGGUCAAGGAGACCUCCCCAGCUACACAUGCGCAGAAAGGCUCCUCAGGGGUCAAAAUGGGAGGGGAUGCCAGACCAUAAUAAGCUUUUGUAACCUCCCAUAAACACACACACCACACACCACCACCACUACCCCCCCCACCCACGUUGGAAUCCAUGGUGGCCGGAGGAUGCACAUGCAUAUGCGGGAGGGCCCAUCAGGUGUGGGAAACAAAACAAAGCAAGAUGAUUGGCCAGAGGAAAAGACAAAGACCCAGAAGAAGAGCCCCUAGAUGAGUGAUUUAUAUCACCCCUUUGACGUGCUCCCCAC